Messenger RNA from Lottia gigantea (owl limpet), 1284 nucleotides. RefSeq lists its product as hypothetical. Lineage: Eukaryota; Metazoa; Mollusca; Gastropoda; Lottiidae. Bases 1 to 1284 code for a protein of 427 amino acids. The transcript has 3 exons. The record is from RefSeq and is a predicted model, not a curated record.
AUGUUGAAAACAGUUUUAUAUCUUAAAGAUUUCGAUUCAGUCUCAGGUUGGAUACCCGAUGUUGGCGAUGAAAGUGUUUUAAAUCUUGCAAAUGAUGCUGAUUUAGCUAGAAUGAGAGUUGUUGCUCGAAACACAAUAGAAAGAGUAGCACGAGCAGCUAAUCGUGGAUUCGAAAAACGAGUACUUCAGUAUAAUAAUGUUGUUGAGAAUAAUAGAUCAACUGAAGUAGAAACGAGAAUAUUCAACUCAUUAACUAAAGAUAUUGAAAUAGCUGUUCUUCAUCGUAAUACGGUAGGUAGCAUGACUUUAACUGGAGAAUCCACCACGUGGCCAAUCACUAACACUAUUAAACCAGCAAGAUAUUUAAUGGUUGGUUUCAAGAACUUACCAAACUCUCAGAUUAAUAACAAUAAUGUCUUUAGAGUGGCAAUGAACCAAACUCAAGAUCCUUUAAUCCAUAAAGUUCAAGUAAGAUUAAACAAUGAUAAUUAUCCUAACCAACCUUUAACAAUUAAUCCAACCACAAAGGAUUAUAAUGAAUUGUAUAGAAACUAUAAAAAUAUGUGUGAAUUAUUUGGAAAUCUACCUCAGUUUGAAUAUGUAGAUUUUGCACUUAAUCAUCCAAUCUUCUGUUAUGAUCUAUCAGCUCAUCAAGAAGAUCUUUUCAAAACAGGAGUCAACAUAAAUAUUCAUAUUGAAAAAACACAAGGAGAUGUAACUGGUUAUUGUUUACUACUCGAAGAAGCAAAACAUUUAAUUAAAAUAGCAGAUAGAAGAAUGAUAAGAAUUGAAGAUGAUAUAGAGUUAGAAAGAUUUGACGCGAACACAAAGGAAGGUGGAUUUUUACCUUUCCUACUACCUUUAAUAUUUGCUUGUAUUACUGCAGCGGGUGUAGCAACUGGUGGGAUAUCUGCCGCAGUAAGUUCUGCCAGAGAAAAGAAAAUUGCUGCAAUAAAAGCUGCCGACGAAAAGAAAGUAGCUGAAGUAAAAGCUGCUGAAGAACGUAGACACAAUUUAGCAAUGGAAAAGUUGGCAGCAGAAGAAAAGAAAGGUUCAGGAGUGGCAGAUAUAUUAGGAACAAUUAAAGAAUUUGGAAAACGAUUUGGGGAAGAAACCAAGAAAACUGUUAAACAAGGAUUAAAUAAAUUAGUAGAUAGUAUUGACACAGUAGAAGUCAAAGUCAAAUAUAAGGGUAAUGGAAUAUUUUUAAAAAACAUACACACUGGAGAAGGAAUAUAUCUUUCAAAGUAUAAAGGAGAAGGAGUGAUUUUUGGAACAAAAUAA